Gossypium arboreum is the source of this 4258-nucleotide messenger RNA. RefSeq names its product ion channel DMI1. The coding region runs from base 371 to 3229 and encodes 952 amino acids. The transcript has 12 exons. NCBI's taxonomy places the organism in Eukaryota, Viridiplantae, Streptophyta, Magnoliopsida, Malvales, Malvaceae. The record is from RefSeq and is a predicted model, not a curated record. Gene Ontology annotation, biological process: monoatomic ion transport.
GUCUGAAAAAAAUCUAAACUAAAUUAACUGAAGCUUGUCUUGAAAACGCAUCUACACACGUAUCAACCGUCCACGUCAGCACAUCUUCGACCCUCUCUUCCCUACUUUUCAACGACCCUUCCAAUCAUACAGUAUCAUUCUUUAAUAAUUAUAAUUAAGAAAAAAUUCAAAAAAGAAUAACAGAUCGAAAAAAUACAAGCAGAAGCACAAGCUCCCCACUGAAUCUCGAAUCUUUUCUUCUUUUUAGCUAAAUCUCUUCUUCUUUUUUCUUUUUUUGCUUUUAAGAUCUCUUCGAAUGGUUUCGGCAAUUUCAAUUGAUUUAGUGUCCUUUUAUUAAGAGCUAAUUUGAUCCAAUUUUUUGAAAAAAAAAAUGAGAAGCAACGGUGGGUCUGGAGAAUCAGCUUCAACUCAAUCACCACGAAACCCUAGCUCACAAAAAGCAGAGAGGCCACCGGUACUGAAGAAGUUCAAAGCUAUAGAACCGGAUGAUCCGCGGCACACACCACACUUUCCGGGUCCUCUUUUCCCCGCCGUUCGUCGCGUCACCAGUCUUCCACCGUCGUCAAAUCGACGUGCCUCGUUUGAUACCGAUGCUGAUAAGCCGAGUAGCGUAGGAGAUGUUACUGCCAGUAAUCUUAAUAACAUUGAUGUUGUGAAUAGUUUAUCAGAUAGGGAUUGGAUGUAUCCUUCAUUUCUUGGGCCUCAUGCGGCGAGGAAUCGGGUGGUGACGGUUAAAGCGGCGUCGAGGCAGCCGAUUCGAGGAGGUGGGGAACGAUUAGUGGAUAGGGUUGAAAGUAAGGUGGUGGAUGAGAAGCAGCAAAGUAACACUCCUGUCAACAAGGAGGAAGUCAAAAUCGUGGCGAGUCAAGUUUCUACGACGAUGACUGAGAGGAGUUCGGUGAGUUCAUGGAGUGCGAGGAGGAUUCUACGGAUGAAAUUGAAGCGUUAUUUCAUCUUUUCAGUGAUCAUUUUCAGUUGUAUAUAUCCUUUAACUUAUGUAAUUCAUCUGCGGAAUAAAGUUGAAAGACUAGAGGUAGAGAAUAUUAACCUUCGUCGAUGGUGUAGUGAAACCGAUGUUAGUAACUACAACAAUGAAGUUUUGCAGCCUGAAGAUGAUAGUUCAUAUAAAAUUUUUGGUAAUGCAGACAGUAAAACUGUUGCUUUAUAUACCGUGAUGUUCACCCUCGUGAUGCCUUUUGUGCUGUACAAAUGUCUUGAUUAUCUUCCACAAAUAAAGAUUAUAUCCAAAAGAACAAAGCCUAACAAGGAGGAGGUUCCCUUGAAGAAGCGAAUUGCGUAUAUGGUGGAUGUUUGUUUCUCUGUAUAUCCUUAUGCAAAGCUGCUUGCACUCCUUUUUGCAACGAUAUUUCUUAUAGGAUUUGGUGGGUUGGCCUUGUAUGCUGUCACUGAUAGAAGCCUUACUGAAGCUCUUUGGCUUUCAUGGACAUUUGUGGCUGAUUCUGGCAAUCAUGCUGAUAGUAUUGGAAUUGGUCCUAGGAUUGUGUCUGUCUCUAUAAGUUCAGGAGGCAUGCUGAUAUUCGCAAUGAUGCUAGGGCUCGUCUCAGAUGCUAUCUCAGAAAAGGUUGAUUCACUCCGAAAAGGAAAGAGUGAAGUCAUUGAAAAGAACCAUAUGCUAAUUCUUGGAUGGAGUGACAAAUUGGGAUCACUUUUGAAGCAACUAGCAAUAGCGAACAAAAGUGUUGGGGGUGGAGUGGUUGUAGUACUUGCAGAAAGAGACAAGGAGGAAAUGGAGAUGGAAAUAGCUAAGCUGGAAUUUGAUUUUAUGGGAACAUCUGUCAUAUGCAGGAGUGGAAGUCCUCUGAUUCUUGCUGAUUUAAAGAAGGUCUCUGUAUCGAAAGCACGUGCCAUUAUUGUCUUGGCAACUGAUGAAAAUGCAGAUCAGAGUGAUGCACGUGCCUUGAGGGUUGUGCUCAGUCUAACUGGAGUAAAGGAGGGUUUGAGAGGUCAUGUUGUGGUUGAAAUGAGUGACCUUGACAAUGAGCCCCUGGUAAAGCUUGUUGGAGGAGAUCUCAUAGAAACUGUUGUUGCACAUGAUGUGAUUGGUCGCUUGAUGAUACAGUGUGCCCUGCAACCUGGCCUUGCACAGAUAUGGGAGGAUAUAUUGGGGUUUGAAAAUGAUGAGUUUUACAUCAAAAGGUGGCCUGAAUUGGAUGGUAUGCAGUUUGAAGAUGUGCUCAUUUCAUUUCCUGAUGCAAUUCCUUGUGGAGUCAAGGUUGCUGCAGAUAAUGGGAAGAUAAUCCUAAAUCCAGAUGAUAGUUAUGUACUAAAAGAAGGGGAUGAAGUCCUUGUUAUAGCCGAGGAUGAUGACACUUAUUCUCCUGGUCCUCUUCCAGAGGUACGUAGAGUUAGCUUCCCAAAAGUACCUGAACUUCCGAAAUAUCCCGAGAGGAUACUGUUCUGUGGCUGGCGGCGUGAUAUUCAUGAUAUGAUUAUGGUUCUGGAGGCAUUUCUCGCCCCGGGUUCAGAACUGUGGAUGUUCAACGAGGUUACAGAAAAAGAAAGAGAGAGGAAACUGAUUGAUGGUGGACUUGAUAUUUCUGGAUUAGAGAACAUAAAACUCGUCCACCGUGAGGGAAAUGCCGUCAUUAGAAGGCACUUAGAAAGCCUGCCUUUGGAGACUUUUGAUUCUAUUUUAAUUCUUGCAGAUGAAUCACUGGAGGACUCGGUAGUGCAUUCAGACUCUAGAUCUCUUGCCACCCUUCUCCUUAUUCGAGACAUACAGUCGAAACGUCUCCCUUACAGAGAUACAAAGUCAACUUCUUUACGGCUUGCUGGAUUCACUCACAGCUCUUGGAUCCGUGAAAUGCAGCAAGCUUCAGAUAAAUCAAUUAUCAUUAGUGAAAUUUUGGACUCUAGGACAAGGAACCUGGUUUCAGUCUCGAGAAUCAGUGACUAUGUGCUUUCAAAUACGCUUGUAAGCAUGGCACUGGCAAUGGUGGCUGAAGACAAGCAAAUAAAUCGUGUUCUUGAGGAGCUUUUUGCAGAGGAGGGGAACGAAAUGUGUAUCAAACCAGCAGAAUUCUACUUAUUCGACCAGGAAGAGUUAUGCUUUUAUGAAAUAAUGAUCAGGGGUCGGCAAAGACAAGAAAUCGUCAUUGGCUACCGCCUUGCAAACUCCGAACGUGCAAUUAUCAACCCUCCAAAAAAAUCAGAACAAAGGAAAUGGUCUCUCGAUGAUGUUUUCGUUGUCAUCUCAUCCGGUUCUUGAAUAGGACGGAUAGGUUACUUCCCUCCGCCAUUGUGCUAUUAGCUGUUUUCCUCCUUAACCCAUCUAUAUAUAUAUUUUCACUUGCAUUUUCAACCAUAACUAGAGAAUUUUACCGACAAAAAAUAUCUUCAUGACACAGUUAGGUAGAAAGCCUUAAUGUCAGGAUUCAACCCAACAAUUAUGUUGCAAGAACGGGGAUUUCUUUCUUAUAAAAGGUGAUAGCAAAUGAAUCCAUUGAUGGUACUCUCCUGAAGCACUAGGUUGUUUUUAGGGCUAAGCUAGAAAUAUUUUUUUAGGCGGGGUUGAGAUUAAAUUAUAUAUUUUUAUGAGAGUUAAAAUGUAAUUUUAUCUUUAUAUUAGCUUCUAUUUUUACGGUUUUUAAAUGGAUUAAAUUGAAAUUUUACUAUAUAUUAACUUUAAGAUUUUAUAAAUUUUGAAAGCCUAAAACAGAAAAUUUUCUUUUUAGGGGUGAAUCCCUUGCCUGUCCCUCCCAAAGUCUCUGAGGUUUCAAACUUAUGUUCAGGAUCAAAAAUUAUAAAAACUUUGAAGUAAUAUAUGAUAAAAUUAUAGUUUUAACAUUCAAAAAUAUUAAAAUUUCUAUUUAAUAUAUUUUAUUUCUUAUAAAAAAAAAAAACUUAAUUUCGCCCUUCACUGCAGCUUAUAUUCUUUCUUUAGUAUCUGUCAUGUUGUACUCGUUUUGUUUUAAGACUCCUUUAAAACGUGCAGCUGGAGGUUGGAAAAUGACUGAACCAGUAUGCAUCAUGACAAGGGAAAGGACAAGAUUUCACAUGCAUUUAUAAGUACUGUUCAAUGUAAAUACAAGCACAAAAAUCACGAAUUGAAUAAACUAACAACCACCUUUCACUAGCAUUACAAAUAUCCCCUCCCCCUUCUUCUUUUUUCUUCUUCACAGAUUUGGCAAACAAUUUGUAUAAAACAAAUUUUUUUUUAAUCCAAAAUCGAAACAAUCAAAAGGAUAUGUCCAACAUAUCCAAAAGCAAGUUUUCCAUCAUCACAGUCGCCACCGCA